This is a messenger RNA of Lactuca sativa (garden lettuce), 1135 nucleotides long. RefSeq names its product 2-aminoethanethiol dioxygenase, putative (DUF1637). The record is from RefSeq and is a predicted model, not a curated record. Gene Ontology annotation, molecular function: oxidoreductase activity, acting on single donors with incorporation of molecular oxygen, incorporation of two atoms of oxygen. NCBI's taxonomy places the organism in Eukaryota, Viridiplantae, Streptophyta, Magnoliopsida, Asterales, Asteraceae.
UAACCUCCUCCAUCGGACCUACUAAUCUUCGCACCCAAAAUCGGUAAAUUAUCGGAUCACCAAAAUCCACAAACCACAGCAAUGAAUAGCAGCAGAUAUUUUCGCCUUCCAAACCUCUUCUCCUCUAAUUCCACCAACAUGUUCUUCCAAAGACUCUUUGCAAUGGCGAAUUACAGUUUUUCAUCGUCUUCCCCUUCAUCUAAAACCUCGAUACAAGCCGUGUACGACAUCUGCAAGAACAAUUUGACGCCCUCAACCUCACCGCCUCCUCAACUUAUCCAUGAACUCUCCUCUAUACUCGAUACAAUUGGUCCUUCUGAUGUCGGGCUGAGAGAUGAACACCAAGAGGAUGAUCGAGGCCAUGGUUUUUCUACACCCAAUACUCUUAAUAGACUAGAUCGUUGGGCCCAACCAAUAACAUAUAUAGAUCUAAAUGAAAGCCAAAGUUUUACAAUGUGCAUGUUUUGCUUCCCUACUUCCUCUGUUAUACCCCUCCAUGAUCAUCCAGGAAUGACUGUUCUUAGCAAGGUCCUUUAUGGUUCUUUGCAUGUCAAAGGUUAUGAUUGGGUUGAACCACCACUCAUCAAGGAUUCAAAGGAAAUUGCUCGAGCUCCAGUUAGGUUAGCAAAAUUGGCAGUGGACAAAGUCCUUUCAGCACCAUGUAGCACUUCAGUUUUGUAUCCAAAAACAGGAGGGAACCUCCAUUGCUUCACUGCCAUCACCUCUUGUGCUGUACUUGACAUUCUCACACCUCCAUAUGAAGAAUAUUCCGGAAGGAAAUGUACUUAUUACCGAGAUUACCCCUACUCCAGUUUUGGAAGUGGAGAUGAGUUGAUUGAUGGAAAAGAAGAUGAAUAUGCAUGGCUAGAGGAGAUAGAUGCACCAGAUGAUUUGUAUAUGAGACAGGGCAUCUAUGCGGGCCCACCUAUUCGGAUGUAGGGAUUGUUAUUGGUGGUUAGUGCUUACUUCAUUUGACACCAGAUUUAAACCAUUGUGGCAUAGUUGUUUAAAGUAUAGCUAGGUCUAAGUCUAAGGUGUUGUUUGUUUAUGAAUUGAUGGAGUCUGGUAAAAAAUAUAUAUACAGGUGUUUCUUUAUUUAUUUUUAAUUUAAUGUAGAAAGAAUGCUUUAAGGCCA